Messenger RNA from Drosophila navojoa, 1188 nucleotides. It is a transcript of the gene DCP1, whose product is annotated as decapping mRNA 1. NCBI's taxonomy places the organism in Eukaryota, Metazoa, Arthropoda, Insecta, Diptera, Drosophilidae. Gene Ontology annotation, cellular component: P-body. Gene Ontology annotation, biological process: positive regulation of catalytic activity; deadenylation-independent decapping of nuclear-transcribed mRNA; deadenylation-dependent decapping of nuclear-transcribed mRNA. Gene Ontology annotation, molecular function: enzyme activator activity; mRNA binding. The record is from RefSeq and is a predicted model, not a curated record.
AUCUUUGAAUACAAUAAUAGUUUUAAAUUAUAUACAAUGGCGGACGAAAGCAUUACUCGCAUGAAUUUGUCAGCUAUCAAGAAAAUUGAUCCAUACGCAAAAGAAAUUGUCGAUUCGUCAUCACAUGUUGCUUUUUAUACCUUCAAUUCGGAGCAGAAUGAGUGGGAGAAAACGGAUGUUGAAGGCGCUUUUUUUAUUUACCACCGCAAUGCGGAGCCAUUUCAUAGCAUAUUCAUUAACAAUCGACUAAACACGACGUCAUUCGUGGAGCCAAUAACUGGCAGCUUGGAGUUGCAAUCGCAGCCACCAUUUCUGCUAUACCGCAACGAGCGGUCGCGCAUCCGUGGCUUCUGGUUCUACAAUAGCGACGAGUGCGAUCGAAUUAGCAGCCUUGUAAAUAGUUUGCUGCUAAACAAAGCAAGUAACGGGCAGCAGCAGCAAACGGCAUCAAUAUCGUCAGGUUCUAAGCCAGCUGGUAGCUCGAGUAUAUUUAACAUGCUCAGCCAGGCGCAAAAGGAAUAUAAUGCCCAGUUAAACAACCAGACGCAGCCUGGACCCACAGUUAAUCAGCCAGAAAACGUGACUUCGCGCAAUGUUAUGAAGUUCUUCGAGUCUGCGAAGCAAGCAACAGUGGACUUACAGUUGAAUCGACCGCAGCCUCUUUCGGUAGAUCAGCUAGAAAAGCAACAGCGAUCUGUGACGCCCAUCGAGGCCUCUACAAGGGAUAGCGAAUUUGUUGGCUCUUCGCAAUGUCCACUAUCACCAUUUUUAACGGCAACAACAUCGUCUGCCGCUCGAAAUACAGUGGGCAAACCGAACUCUUUCCUAAGUGAGCUUAAGUUUGAUAAAAAUAUAGAUGAAUCACCAUCAGGAUCGGCAUUGAUUUCAACUGAUGAAGCUGAACAGUGUCUCAGAAGGCUACUCGUCGGUGAUAAGCCGGAACCCAAGCCGGCGCUGAUGCCGCCGACUAUGUUUGAUGUGCCCAGUGUCAAAUCGGAGCCAGAUCAACCAUAUUUUCCACUUAACUCUGCGCAAUUUGUGCAGGCCUUUACUUACCUUAUUCAAAACGACAAGGAAUUUGUUAAUAAGUUGCAUAAAGCCUACAUCAAUGGCUGCUCUAAUUCAUUGAUUGAUUCUAAUACAACAUAUCAAUAAAAAUUGUAAUAUUUUGUCGAUAAAGUUCAAAAG